This is a messenger RNA of Vespa mandarinia (Asian giant hornet), 7439 nucleotides long. RefSeq lists its product as uncharacterized. The record is from RefSeq and is a predicted model, not a curated record. Gene Ontology annotation, biological process: peptidyl-threonine phosphorylation; peptidyl-serine phosphorylation. Lineage: Eukaryota; Metazoa; Arthropoda; Insecta; Hymenoptera; Vespidae. Gene Ontology annotation, cellular component: cytoskeleton; cytoplasm; nucleus. Gene Ontology annotation, molecular function: ATP binding; protein serine/threonine kinase activity; protein serine/threonine/tyrosine kinase activity.
GUUGUUGUUGUUGUUGUUGUUAUUAUUAUCGUCAUUGUUGUCGUCGUCGUCGUCGUCGUUGUUGCCGAUUCGAAAGGAAAGAAGAAAAAGAAGAAGAAGAAGAAAAGAUUGGUGCGGCUGCGGCGACAACAGUGGUGGUGGUGGUGGUGGUGGUGGUUGCAUGAUAUGUUGUCGUCGCCGGUGGUGGGCCUCGUGUCGGUGGUUGUUAGAUGCCGGUGACGAAAGCCUUGACGAGGAUUAUAACGAGAUUAAGAAGAAAUCGACGACGAAGAAGAGAAGAACGACGGAAGGAAAGAAACGAGGAAUUAUCGGAACGUAAUAGAUUUUGUAUUAGAAUUGUCCUACAGCGAAACGAAAAGGAAGAAGGACGACGACGAUGUUCAACGUGACUAUUCCUAAAACGUUCCUUAUUCUUUCACGAGCGAGAAGGAUUAUCAUCGGGAGAGAUAGUGAAAGAGAGUGAGAGAGUGAGAAAAGGCUGAAUGAAGCGACAGCAGGAGCAAGAACGGCGGAGGUCGAGCCACUGUCGGUGGUGGUGGUGCCAAUAACCUCUCUCACUAUUCGAACGCGUUUCGACUUAUUCUCUCUGGCUUGAACGAAGUACUCCUCCUCCCUUAUUCGGUGCACACAAUGCGUUUGCUCCCGUAUUACUAUCAUAUAGAUCGUAAAAUUAGACGUUCGAAGGCACGUUCGAUGAUAAAAGUGGAAAAUCGUUCAAGCCCGUUGUCUAUAUCUCUGAGAUAAAAGCGUACGAGCCAACAUUGACGAACUUGUUUCUCAACGUCAAUUCUGUCAACUUCUUUUUCGUCGCUGCUACCAUCUGAAAAAAAAAAAAAAAAGAAAAAAACAGCGUGCUAACGAAGAAUCGCUAAAGAAGGAAGAUGAUGCUGUCUGUCGCUUUUUGAGCGACGUCGGACACUGACUUUUCAUAGUUCCUUUUUCUUUUCUUCUUCUCCUUUUUUUAUAUAUAUAGAUAUAUAUAUAUAUAUAUAUAUAUAUAUAUAUAUAUAUAUAUUCUCCUUUUUUACCUAUCACUACUACUUCUUUCCCUUUUUCCUCUUCUUUAUUUCCUUUUUCCCCCCUCUCUUUCUGUAUUUUUUUUUUUUUAACUUCAUGCGAUUCCUGCCGUGUUCGGUUUUCGAAUUUGAAAGGAACGCGCGCCGCACACGUGCGAGAUUCACUUUCUAGUCCGCUGCAUUUAAAAUACAUAUUAAAAAAAAGAAAAAAAAAAGAAGAAAAAAAAGAAAAGCACGAUCGAGGUUAUAGGCCACGAUAGACAUAAAUGUUUUAAUGUCCUUAUUUCUUCUGGGAAAAAAUUCUACGAGCCCUCGAUUAUAAUCUAUCGAUCGUACGAGAGAGAGACUGAGAAUAAAGGAGAAUAUUAGUUCGUUAAUUUAUUCAAAGGGAAUAACGGAAAGGCGGAGAGCAAAAAAGAAGAGAAGAUAGAUAAAUAAAUAAAUAAAUAAAUAAAUAAACUAACUAACUAAAUAAAUAAAUAAAUAAAUAAAUAAAUAUAUAAAUAAUUAAUUAAUUAAAUGAAUGAAUGAAUGAAUGGAUAGAUAGACAGAUAAGAUAGAGAAAGAGAGAAAGAAAAAGAAUGAGUUGGUAACAAAGAAGAAGAAGAAGAAGAAGAAGAAGAAGGUAGGGGAGUAAAGUGUGGAAGAUAACGAGAUAAGAUCGUUCCCUCGGCAUGAAGAUAUCCGACAAGACCGCGAUAAGGCCGAUUCCACGGGGUGGUGGAAAAUACGAAUCUAACGUCUUGUCUUGAGAUCGUUUCCUCGUCGGUUCAACGUGCUUUGGGAGAGGUAAACGAAGCAGAGAUAAAAGACAAAAGAAAAGAAAAAGAAAAGAAAAAGAAAAGAAAAGGAAAAGGAAAAAGGGAGGAGAAGGAAAAUAGAGGGAGAAGAAGUGGAAGAGAAAGAGGAAGGAACAAAUGACUAGCUUAACCAUUGCGGCGAGCAUGAUGCCUCUGUCAAGGGCAAAUCCGUAUGGAAUGGCGGCGGACACGAUAUCGACGCAGACGUGUAACAUAGCGACGAACGAGAGCAAUCACCUGCCACCGUUAAAGUCAACGUCGGCGGCAGUAGUGAUGAUGGCAGCGGCUUUCGACAACUUGAAGCAGAGCGAAUCGUCGCCGCCGCGACACGUCGCGCACGCGACCAUCGGUCACGUGGUUGGCGGUGGUGCCAGCGGAGGAGGAGGAGCCGGAGGAGGAGGAGGUGGUGGUGGUGUCGGUGCCGGUGGCGGAGGAGCGUCCACGCACCUGCCCAGCCUUGCGUCAAGCGCUAACAACAGCCUGCAGAAUCUCUCCGGGAACUCGGACAGCCUAAAUCUCAGUUUAAGCUCGCACGCGAGUCACAAUUCGCAUUCCCAGCCAAACUCGCAGUCGAGUAGCCCGAUGGUGAAGAACGGUAGAUCGGAUGGCAGUUCGAGUGGUGGUGGCGGCGGCGGCGUCGGUGGUGGCGGCGGCGGCGGCGGUGGCGGUGGCGGUGGCGGUGGCGGAGGCGGUGGUAGUGGUGGUACGGGUGGAGCCGUCGUUUCUACCACCGACGGAAGGCCCGGCACCGCGUCUGGGGCCAGCGCAAGCCCCAGUACCGUUCUUUUUCCUGAAAAACGUAUGUCGAUGAGGCUCCUACCGGAUACCGUAAUGAGGUUCUAUAUGAACAAACUCACGCCGUACGAACACCACGAGAUAUUCAAUUACGAAUACAUUUAUUUUAUCGGGGCGAAUGCCAAGAAACGACCCGGCAUCAUUGGACGGCGUAACAAUCACGAGUACGACAACGAUCAAGGCUCUUAUAUACACGUACCGCACGAUCACGUGGCGUACAGGUACGAGGUCCUCAAGGUAAUCGGCAAAGGUUCCUUCGGUCAGGUCGUUAAGGUAUAUGAUCACAAGAAUCAUGAGCACGUUGCCCUCAAAAUGAUUAGGAACGAGAAGAGGUUCCAUCGGCAGGCGCAAGAGGAAAUCGAGAUACUGAAGAAGCUUAGGGAACAGGACAAACACGAUAGGAUGAACAUCAUUCAUAUGUUCGAAGCGUUCACCUUUCGUUGUCACACAUGUAUAACCUUCGAGCUACUCAGUAUUAAUCUUUACGAGCUCAUCAAGAAGAACAGGUUUCGGGGCUUUAGUCUUCAGCUCGUCAGAAAGUUUUCGUAUUCCCUUCUUCUAUGCCUCGACGCACUGAACAAGAACAAAAUCAUACAUUGCGAUAUGAAGCCGGAGAACGUUCUUCUAAAGCAGCAAGGACGGAGUGGUAUCAAGGUGAUAGACUUUGGCUCGAGUUGCUACGAGAACCGGCGCGUCUACACGUAUAUACAAAGCCGCUUCUACCGGGCCCCGGAGGUGAUCCUUGGUGCUGGAUACGGCAUGCCGAUCGACAUGUGGAGUCUAGGCUGCAUUCUCGCAGAACUAUUCACUGGGAUCCCGCUGUUGCCGGGUGAAGAUGAGGCGGAUCAACUGGCGUGCAUAAUCGAACUCCUAGGUAUGCCGCCAGCCUACUUGCUAGAAAAUGCAAAGCGCCGUCGAAAUUUCAUCAGUUCGAAAGGUUAUCCGAGGUACUGUACGGUGACGACGCUAUCAGACGGUACGGCACGUUUUGGUGGUGGCCUAUCGAGGAGAGGAAAACUCCGUGGCCCACCGGGUUCGAGAGAAUGGAAACGGGCAUUGAAAGGCUGUGACGAUCUCAUGUUCAUCGAUUUCAUAAGGGGUUGCCUCGAGUGGGAUCCAAAACUAAGGAUGACACCCAGGAUGGCACUCAGGCAUGCUUGGUUACGGCGUAGAUUACCGAAGCCACCCUCGGAAAAGAUCAACGACGAUUACUUUCCUCCGCCGCGAACGUCCGUUACUGGUCUAAGAACGCCAGCUUCUUCAGGUAGCAAAACCAUCACUACGGCUACCACUACCACCAUCAACACUACAGCCAUAAAUACGGCCACUACCACGACUACUACUGCCGUCGCUGCUGUAGCGGCCACUACUAGGAGCAAUACCCUUCAGUCGACGAAUGUCAACGCUGUGGCGACUAGAAACAAAGUGCGACAAAAAUCACAGCCACAACAACAGCAGCAGCAGCAACAGCAGCAGCAGCAACAACAACAACAACAGUUGAAUGAUUUCUAUUGUCGCAGAUCGACUAUACACUCAAGGCAUCCCCAGUCGGGUAUUUUUGGCAAUACGACGUCAGUUCAAACUACGGUUCAUGCAGUUUCCUCGAAUCAUCAGCCGAGUCUUAGCAGUCAUCAGUCCUUGAAUUCGGUCGGCACUGCUGGAUCUCAACAACAACAACAACAUGGCGCCAGUCAUCAAUUGCAACAACAGCAACAGCAACAUCAAAGCAACGGAUCGUCGCAUGGAUCAUCUUCUCAUGGAUCUUCCUCCCAUGGAUCCUCUUCUCAUGACAGUCAUAGUUCGCACGGUCCUUCGAGUGCUUUGAGUCGCGUGAUAUUAAGCAAAGAGUUUAUCGAAGAACUCAGACGUUACGCCGAAAUAUGAGGACGUCGGCUCACACGUGUGCCACUGCCGUCAUGUUCGUUAAUAACUUCGAGUAGCGUUGACCUUGGAAACCGUGCGCAGACGGUAACAUUGACGUCAAGGUGAACGAGGAAGGGUCGUGAAAUUGAAAGGUUAACGAUCCUUCGAAGCUUUGCCAGAAUACAAACACUCUGUGCGAUGAAUGACCUCGCCCUAUACGUUCUAGGCGAGCGUUUAGUGAUAUAAGUGAUUUCGCAUAUUACGAGAGAGAUUGACCUACAUUCGAACCUUUUUAGACCUAUUUCGUUUCUUUUUGUUAUUAUUAUUUUUUUUUAUUUUUUUAUUUUUUUAUUUUUUUUUUAUUUUUUUUUUAUUUUUUUUAUUUUUUUUAUUUUUUUUGUUAAUCCGAUCUGUAAGAAAUUGGUCUUUAACCGGGUGUGUAAUAUCGCUGCAUUUUAUCGAUGUCGUAAUUCGAUUUUUAAUUGUGACGCUGAAUUCGUGGUAACGUUAAGGCACAAAAUUUAAUUUAGAUGUAUAAAUAAUACGUGAUAUUCGUCGGAGUGACUAGUCUAUCCCUAGCUCUUAUCCACGAAAGCACGACUCUCUUUCUCAUUUUAGUAUCGUAUAGUAUGCUAGUGCUCAGUUUUCUUUUGUUUAGCCGCUGAACGUUUGCUCCUGUUGUCAUUGCUGGAUCUUUUGUAACAAUCGUAUUAUUCACCAACUACGAAGGCCGUCGUAAGCGCAUAAAUACAUAUACAUAGGCAUUGCUUGCCAUCGGUGAAUUGGUAUCGUGCGAAACCUCAUUUGUAUCGACAUUUAUUACAUUGUCUUGACUUUUAGGUUAUUGUGCCAGGGAAGUCGGGGAAUGCGAAGGGUUCAUAAGCGUGUAUAACAUCGUCAAUGAAUCGAUCCGGAAUACUCGAUUGAAAGGGUUUCUAACUCUGUGACUGUAUAGUAAGUAAAACAAAUUGUACAAUGAAUUUCUUCUAGGCGUAUAUCAUUAAAUCUGACUGGGGUUAAAUUCGUGUCACGAGAAAUACAUAUUUAAAUUAAAUUCAAUAAUAUUCUUUAUCAUUUCACUGUCUUUUUUAAGGAAUCUCGCGUGACGUUUAUCGUAAAGGUAACAUUAAAUUGUCCCAUGAAACCUCAACUAUUCUUCCUAUCGAUCUUGAGACACUUGACCUUUUUAAUUUGCAUAUCGGAGAAUAUCAUUGAACGCGAGGGAAAAAGUUAGAAAGAUUUCCUUUUUGAAUCUUUUUUCAAUGAUUAAUAUAUAAUUGUAUAUAUUGCAUUGUAGAUAUAAGUAAAGUUGUACGUAUUUAUAUAUAUAUAUAUAUAUAUAUAUAUAUAUAUAUAUAUAUAUAUAAUAUUGGCGAAUGAAAAUUAUGAAAGUCUUUAACGAUGAAUAAUUUAUUUUGUAGAAAAUGUAAGAGGAAGUCGUAUAUAUGUCGUAUUACAUAAUCCGACUAUAAUAAUUUUCAACGAGAAAAUCUCUUUUACGAAAAUUUUAUUGAAUUUUCGAAUUAUCGAAAGUAUUUCUUUAAUUUUUACAUGGCACAUCGAGAUAAGUAAUAAUCACGUUUCGGUGUACUUUUUAAAACGAUUAUUCACGCGUAACAAAUGAGGAUAUUUUAUAAUCGUAUAAUCGAACGUAGAGAUCAAUUUGUAUCCAAUACUUAUUAUACGUAUACGUAAUAUACGUUGCACAAGAGUAAAAGCGAUGAACGAAUAUUCAUCGCGGAAUGUUUGUAAAUUAUAAAUGCUCGAGUGCACAUAUAAAUACAUAUGUUAAGUAGAAUUCAUUCUGACUUUUGUAUUACCGGUUAUAUACGCUUCCGCCUGACGAAAAAACAUAGGUGAGGGUUAUUUUUAAUUAAAUGCGAAUAUUAUUCCCAAAGACUUCGAAAAUGUGAUACGAACGAUAAUCGACGUAUGGGCGUUAAUGGAAAAAAAAUGGAAAGAAAAAAAAACACAAAACAAAAAAAAGUAAAAAAAAAAAAAAGUAAAAAAAGAAAGAAAAAAAAAUCGUAAAAACAUGUACCGCACAUUUUUUUCUCGAUGAUUCUCGUUCAUGAAUCAAAAAAAAAAAAAAAAAAAAAAAGAAGAAAAGAAAAGAAAAAAUAUAAGAGAAUUGGUUUCGACGAUAUCAUUCAGCCAAAUGCCAUUCAUCAUGCUAAUCGGAAAGGUUUGCUAUCCUGAAGUAAUAUCAUUUCUUUUUAAUUAAUUUUUUACUACAAUCUGCUACGACGUUAUAUUUAAUCGGAAAUUCGUCGAAAUUAUUUGCUUAUUUUAAUGUUUCUUAUUAGUAAAAUGAGAUCAAGCGUAUUCUUAUAAUUAAAUAUUUAUAUAAUAAUGACAUCGUCGAUAUUGAAUGCUUUCAAAGAGCUAUUUUGUAUGAUUAGGAAUGACAGCAGCGAGCAGCGAGGCAAUCAAAGAAACGGAGUGAUAUUCGGUUGUCGACAGUUGAUACCGAACAGGAUAACGUUAUGUGAUAUGGAAUUUAAACCGUACUGUCAUUUAUAUUGGCAAAGAAGAUAUAUAUAUAUAUAUAUAUAUAUAUAAUCAGAUAAAAAAGAAAUAAAAAUAUAAGUUAUAUCGCGCUAUAACGCUAAUUAUAAAAAGCCGCGCUAAUAUUUAAUAAGAUAUGUAUUAUUAUGCGCAUAUAUAGCGAGAAAGAGUAGAAAGUUGCCAUCGUGGUUACGAGAAGAACAUAUAAAGUGUGGUGUUCGUAAAACGUUGCAUUAACUCGUUGAUCAUAUCGAGCAUUCUUCCUUACGAAGUGUAUUAUCGUAUCCGUGCUUUUUCAUCUUUCGUGAUUCAUCGUGCGCAAAAGAAAAGAAACGAAAAGAAAGAAAGAAAGAAAGAAAAAAAGAAAAGAAGAAAGGGAGGGGAGGAGAAGAAAAUUAAUUGGUUGAUAAAUGCUAAUAGUCGAUUUUAUGUUCCCAAGAGAAACGUAAGAUGGAGG